Molecule: messenger RNA, 2432 nt
Organism: Lates calcarifer (barramundi perch)
Lineage: Eukaryota; Metazoa; Chordata; Actinopteri; Centropomidae
Product: myocyte-specific enhancer factor 2A
Exons: 10
Coding region: 297-1691 (464 amino acids)
Biological process (GO): positive regulation of transcription by RNA polymerase II; heart development; cell differentiation
Molecular function (GO): protein dimerization activity; histone deacetylase binding; DNA-binding transcription factor activity, RNA polymerase II-specific
Source: RefSeq, a predicted model, not a curated record
UGCUGCUCUGAGUUUGUCAGUUUCCCAAAUAUAGCGGACGAGGCUCUGUAUGUGUGUGUGUGUGCGCGUGUGUGUGUGUCUAACGAAGACACUGAUUUAAAAAAAAGAAGAAGAAGAAGAAGAAAUUAUCCAUAUUUACAGAAGCACGCGGAGGGCAGAGGGCAAGCCAUGCCAAGCUGAUACUGGAGUAACAGAGCUGACUGUGCCACUGUAUGUUAAGGAUUGUCUGCUGAGCCCUUCACUACCUGGAGCCUACUGAUAUUCUUCUUUGACUUGUUUUGGAAGUUGUUUUGGCAAUGGGGAGGAAGAAGAUCCAGAUCACCCGGAUCGUGGAUGAGAGAAACCGACAGGUGACGUUCAUGAAGAGGAAGUUUGGUCUGAUGAAGAAGGCCUAUGAGCUGAGCGUUCUGUGUGACUGUGAAAUCGCCCUCAUCAUCUUCAACAGCUCCAACAAGCUGUUUCAGUACGCCAGCACCGACAUGGACAAAGUCCUACUGAAAUACACCGAGUACAAUGAACCCCACGAGAGCAGGACCAACUCUGACAUUGUAGAGGCCCUGAACAAGAAGGAGCACAGAGGCUGCGACAGCCCUGACACUGAGGCCUCCUACGUCCUCACCCCAAAUACUGAGGAGAAAUAUAAGAAGAUUAACGAGGAGUUUGACAACAUGAUGAAGAGUCACAAAAUUUCCACAGGCCUUCCACAGCAGAACUUCAUGCAUGUGGGACCAGGUGGCAUGUCGUACAGCCCAGGUGCAGGAGGAGGUGGAGGAGGAGGAGGUGUGACUUCCCAGGCUCUAGCUGCAGCCACAGCAGCUCUGGCUGACAGCGGGAUCCUCUCCUCACAUCACACACACCUCCACAGAAACUCUCCACAAAGACCUCCCAGCACGGGAAACACAGGUGGCCUGCAAGGUACUUCUGAUCUGGCUCUGCAGAAUGGAUCUGGAUCAGUUGUGAACGGUUUUGUGGGCUCACCUGGUGGAAACAGUUUGGGAAAGAUCAUCCCACCCAAAUCUCCUCCCCCUCAUCUUCCACCUCCUGGGAACAGCCUGGUCCCGACCAGCCGCAAGACCGACCUCCGAGUGGUCAUCCCCCAGUCUAAAGGAAUGAUGCAAACACUGAGCAACCAGAGACUGAGCAGCAGUCAGUCCAACCAGCCUCUGUCCACCCCUGUGGUCUCCAUCACCACACCCAGUCUUCCUCACCAAAGUCUGGUCUAUUCCGGCAUCAGCUCUGCCUACAACAACGAUUAUUCCCUGAACAGUGCAGAGCUGUCAGGCUUCAGCUCCCCUGCAGGCCUGACAUUGGGCUCUAUGACAGCAUGGCAGCAACAUCAGCUGGGGUCACUGGGGGCGGGGAGCUCCAACCUCUCCAUCAACACCAACCACAACAUCAACAUCAAAGCCGAGCCGAUCUCCCCACCCCGUGACCACCUCAGCCAGUCCGGGUACAUGACCCAGGCUCACGCCCCUCCUCAUCCUCACUCCACCAAUCCCUCAUCCAGCCGGGCAGAGAUGGGGAGGUCUCCCGCAGACAGUGUCAGCUCCUCCUGCAGCUCCCACGAGGGCGGCAGUGACCGGGAGGAGCAGCAGCAGCGGGCAGACUUCCACUCCCUCCCUAUGAGUCGGUCAGAGGGCAGGGAGAGUCCGACGGUCAAACGAAUGCGAAUGGACAGCUGGGUGACAUAGACCUCACGGUCACAUGAUGACACAACACCAGGGCAAAUGCAGGAAGGACACUGUUAUGCAAAUGAAAUGUAGAUUUUAUUGAUGUGUUCUGUUAUUUUUCAUUAAGUUAUCUCUGGUUUUUUGGGGCAGGGUCAGAUUUUUGUAAAGGGUUAAGAAACAUUGAUCUGGAAAUCUGUCAGAAACAGCUCAUCAACAUUGAGAAAUCUUCAGUGGUACUUACACAAGCAUAAACAUAAGACUCCUCCGUCCUUUUAAAAUAUUUAUCAUUUUAAGCUUCACAAACUGAAAAUGUGGGUCCAACUGCAGUACAAUCUGUCAAUUUAUCCAGUGGGAUGCAGUUCUGUAGACAGAGGAAUGAACAGAGGUGUGUUCAGCAUUGUCUUUUUUCAUGAUUUGGGUGGAAAAGCAGGGAAGUGCUUAUGGGUGUCUCCCACUAGGCGUCACCCAGUUCAUUUCUGAUCUUCUCAGGGUUUGAAACAUUGAGUCCAGCAUGAAAGCAAUACUCCCUCCACAUCAUCAGCCCAGUAACUCCUCUUUACAAAAACACUUAUUUAUAUCAGCCAAAGCAGUAUGCUGUUUUUUAUGUUUGUGAGUGUUUUUAUAUUGUGCACAGAAUAAGACAAUAUUUCAGUCAGAUUUAAAACUAAAAGCCAUGGACACUUGUUCUGUAUGUACUACCGAAAUAUGUCUUUAUUGUUUUGUGUAUAGUGUCUUUAAUAUAUAUCACUUUGGGUGUAACUA